AUGGCCUCUCCUAGUAAUGUUAUUAUUUUCGGCGCAACUGGAAGUGUUGGCUCAGCUGCCGCACGUAAGGCAUAUCAAGAGGGUGUAAAAGUUACUCUCGCCAUCCGCGAUCCUUCAAAGCCCAUUCCGAUACUCGGUGACAUCUCCGCCGAGAAAGUCCAAGCAGACCUCACGAAACCUGAAACCGUUCAGACUGCAGUUCGCCAGAGUGGUGCCAAGACUGCCUUUGUCUAUGCAAUCCAAGGUAUUCCAGACGGCAUGCGGCCUACCUUUGUGGCGCUUCAAGAAGGUGGAAUCGAAUUUGUCGUUCUUCUGAUUCCAUAUGUCCAUGCAAAAGUGGAGAUAGAUCUUGAGAGUGUCUUUGGUAACCGGUGCUGUGCUGUGCGACCGGCUUAUUUCGCGAGCAAUGUUCUACAUUUUAAGGAUGAAAUUGCGCAGGGUGAGGUCAAGCUGCCAAAUCCUGACGCCGAAUUCGACUGGAUCUCGCCAAAAGACAUCGGGCAAGUCAUUGGGAUGGUUCUAGCGUAUGGUACACAGGAGAGCACCAUCCCUUUGGUUGGACCAGAUCGGUUAUCCGUGAAAGAUGCUUUAAGUAUCAUUGGCCGUGUUCUGAGCAAGGAAAUCAAGAUCACCGUUGUUGGAAAGGAACAGGCAGUGAAGGAUAUACAGCAGAGGGGACUUCCAGGGCCGGUUGCCAGGUGGUUUGUUGAAUCUGUUACCGGGCCGAGAAGCUUCAUUUGGGACGAGCCGGAUUUCGAAGUUGGAGUGGACAAUGUGCGGAAGUAUACUCACAAGGCUCCAGAAAGGCUUGAGCAGUGGCUGCAGGAGAAUAAGGAGAAGUUUACUCUAUAG
This is a messenger RNA of Penicillium crustosum, 852 nucleotides long. RefSeq lists its product as uncharacterized. The coding region runs from base 1 to 852 and encodes 283 amino acids. The record is from RefSeq and is a predicted model, not a curated record. The transcript is spliced from 2 exons. NCBI's taxonomy places the organism in Eukaryota, Fungi, Ascomycota, Eurotiomycetes, Eurotiales, Aspergillaceae.